This is a messenger RNA of Pelagomonas calceolata, 1835 nucleotides long. NCBI's taxonomy places the organism in Eukaryota, Pelagophyceae, Pelagomonadales, Pelagomonadaceae. The record is from the annotation of a GenBank genome assembly.
AGGCGAUACAGCAAGAAGUUGGAGGCGGUGACGGAGGCUGCACCGUGUGGACGCUGCGCCUCUAUUCAGGCCGCACCGCUCACUUAGAGACACAAAUAGGCCUUGCACGAAGCCCGCCACACGACUCGGUUGACAGCCACGCGAAUUGACCGCCGCCGCAGAGGCUACAGAGCCACUUUGCUGUGGCACUGAGUAGCAACCUAUCGACAGCCGCGGCGCGCCGACAGCGACCAUGCCUCACAAGCUCCUCGCUACGCUGGCCAUCUCGCAUGCCUUCCUCACGACGGGGCCGCACCACCGGCGGAAGCUCGCGCUAAAUGUGAUAGAGACCGACGAGUGGCUCACGGCGCAGGACGCCGAGGGCCGGACCUACUACUACCAUGCUGUAACGAUGGAGACGAGCUGGACCGAUCCCAGGAUUGUCGUCGAGGAACCAGCGAAACCGGAAAGGCAGCAGCUCCACGCGCUGCACGUUUUACCGUCCAAUGUAGACAAAGACGCCCUCUCUCAAAUAUUGCAUAGUGGAGACGCCAUGGACGAAGCUAAAACAGAACAAGCCUUCUGGGCCGUCGUGAACGAAGUUGAUAGGGCGGAGGCGCACGACGAGCCGCUGUCGGCGGACGUGCCGCGCAUGCUCCACAGGAUCUUCGAUGCGGACUUGCAGCAUUUAUUGACGAGGGAACAAAUACGAACAAAUCUGACGUGCAUGCAACCGGCUUUAACAGGUGCCGCGAACGCCGGCAACUCCAUGGGCUACAUCAUGGACGACUACGCGCACAAGGACCUUCCUCUUAAAGAGGGUAGAGCUUGUGAAGGCGGGACGUGUUGCGAGGCCUGCUCGCGGAACAUCUUCCCGUCGUUCAUGCUACCGGGAGAGUGCUCUCCGGACAUCUUUCCCGGUCUCAAUCAGUUCACCUUUAACGAAGUGGAGGGUCUGCCGUCGGCCUCUAUUUUACAGUUUAUUCGAUUGAUCGAAAGAGUACGAAGGACGAUGGCCCACGAGUACGGGUUGGACCUCAAGACCAUCCUGCCGCUGCAAGCGUAUGCGAGGAAAUACGUCGCCGGGACGACGCAGCAAGGCGGCGGCGGGGGCGAAGGCGACUACGUCAUACUACAUACGGACGAAGCCACGCACUCGGGCUACCACUACUCGUCCGUGUUAUAUUUGAAUGACCAAGGGGUUGAUUUCACGGGCGGCGACUUCAUUUUUAACGACAAGGCCAAGGAAGGUACCUAUCAUAUACCUACCUCCGAAGAGCUCGAAAUGCUCACGAUGGAGGAAGAGCUCGAACGAGGGCGGAAGUUCGGGCGGGAAUUAACGCCCUUCCACCCCAGUCGUGGCGCGGCGGUCAUCUUCAGUAGUGGGUGGGAGAACAUGCACGAGGUCUAUGCUUUGGAAUCAGGUACGAGAUAUGCCGUGCCGAGCUUCUUCACGACGUGCCCGGUCCCAGAACAAGCGUAUCAGCAGAUGCACGUCGGCAAACCUUCGUCAGAUGAGCAGAUUGCUGAUGAUUGGUUGCAUUUGCUACUUGCCCAUCGAGCGGAGUCGCCCGUCGAGAGUGUUGGGAGGGUCAAGGAGCUCCUCAUGAAGUGGCACUACAUGUGCACGCCGUUGGAUCAACACUAAACACUUAUACAUCAUCAAUUUUCGGGGGCGCCGCCGUCGCCGCGCUCAUCGGCGGCGUCGCGGCGGCGCUCGACCGUGCCUCCCGAGAGCGAUCCGUGGCGUCGCCGUCACCACGUCGUGGAGGGCGCAAGGAGAAGGCGUCGCGGCGAUGGCGUCGGGAGCACGCACGCAGACACCGUGGCGUCCUCCACGCUCGUCGGGUGUGAGA